Messenger RNA from Penicillium riverlandense, 888 nucleotides. Its product is annotated as aminoglycoside phosphotransferase family protein. Bases 1 to 888 code for a protein of 295 amino acids. The transcript has a single exon. Lineage: Eukaryota; Fungi; Ascomycota; Eurotiomycetes; Eurotiales; Aspergillaceae. The record is from RefSeq and is a predicted model, not a curated record.
AUGACCUUAGAAUCACCCAAAGCAUGCAUCGCCUGCGGAUGGACGGCCGCACAACAACGGAAUUGCCACUAUUCCAGCCACGUCAAGCUCUUCUACGGCGCAAGCAAGCGGGGCGUAUGGUCAAUCGGAUCCGAUGUGAUCUUGAAAGAACGCCCAGACGACGAAACCCCAAAGACAGAAGUGACAACACUAAACCACCUUGCAACCCACCACCCCGAUAUUCCCGCUCCCCGGAUCUUGCGUGACUGGGUCGAUGGCGCAGGGACAUAUUUUGUACUUUCAGAGCGGAUACAUGGCCAGACGCUGGAGCAGGCUUGGUCUUCUUUAUCCGGAACCCAGCGAACGGACAUAGCGGAUCAACUUGUUGAACUUCGCAAGCGACUACGAUCUAUCACGUCACCGUCUAUACAGUGCGUUGAUGGAAGUCCUGCUUACCCGGCUUUACUUUUCUCUGGCUUUAACCCUCACCGGUCUUUUCACUCUGACCUCGAGCUCUGGGAUGCUCUCAGCUUGACCCUUCCAAAUUCGCUACCGCAACGAGCCUUGGAGAAUCUGAAGGAACGUCUGCCUAAAUGCGCACCCUACGUCCUUACUCAUUGUGAUCUCAAUCUAGGGAAUAUCAUAGUCAAAGAUGGAGAAGUUGUUGGACUUCUUGAUUGGGAAUAUGCGGCUUAUUACCCUAUAUGGUACGAAUAUGUUUCAGCAUCUUGGGGGUGGACUGAGGAGGAUGCCGCGUGGAAAAAGCUGCUACAGGAGCGCUUCGAUGCGCAUGGCGAUGGGCAUGGUGAUGCGAAGCAUUUCUGGACGGAUUUGCGCCAGUUGAGAAAGUAUCCGGAUUUGGAUUUAAAGGGUCAAGAACUGUUGGAGAGAGUGUUGGCUGCAGAGUAG